Messenger RNA from Durusdinium trenchii, 2413 nucleotides. The record is from the annotation of a GenBank genome assembly. NCBI's taxonomy places the organism in Eukaryota, Dinophyceae, Suessiales, Symbiodiniaceae.
UGAUUUUUCCAGCGAAAAUAGCCACCAUGUCGGGGUCUCCCGGAUUGCAACCGGACACUCUUUGUUUGCGUGUUGUCUUGCAAGUGUGAAUGAACAGGUCAGGUCCGCGUUGGUCGCCCGAGAACUAUAUUCAUUAUUAUUCAUUCGACAUAAUCUGGGAAAAUUAGAGCAGUCACAGAGAACUGGCAUGUCUAGGUUAUUUCCUUAGGCUAGGCACAAGGCUUCCGGCUCCCAUGCAAUCAGUAUCUCCACUGAACCGAAAUGUUUGAUGGUCGGCCGUGCUCGGUUACCGAGCCCGUUCCGUAUCGGGGCAGGAGGGGCAGGACUGACACAGCCAUAGAACUGCAUGAGACAGUGCACCCAGCGAGGUGGUGCAUCACCUUCUCUGAUCUCAAAUUCUUCCAGUCUGAAGUCCGUAGGGUCAUCCAAGAUGGGCUGACCUUUCAGGAGGACUUCGAAGCUUCGUAUGGGCCAAGCAUGUAUGUCGUGAACGAACAUUACAUCAAGCCGGUCACAGAGGCUGCUGGCAAAAUGAGCUGGGCAUUGAUGAUGAAUCCUCAUGGACUUGACUGUGAUUUGUUUAUCACUCAUGCUUGGCAGGAAGAUGUGUUCGAGUUCACCGAUAAAGUGCUGACAUCCUGGCCUUGCCGUGCACGCCAUGCUUGGUGCUGUAUGCUUGCAAACCCGCAGAAUUUAGAUAUUGGUGCUUUGCUUCAGUCCCCAUCAAUGUCUCCUUUUGCACUUGCCCUGCAGAGCUCCAAGUACAUGUUGGUAGUGCCUAACCGGCACAAGAGUGUCUACACAAGGUUGUGGUGUGGCUAUGAAGCCUACCUGGCCUUCCAAAGUAACAAGAUCAUUCGGACGGCUUCGCCUUCCAUUUGGCGAGAAGUUUUGUUUUCAUGGCUCAGGAUGUUUCCUGCGCUGCUGAUAGGUCUCAGUAUUGGCGCUGUUUCCAGAGUGGGGCAGCUGGACCUAUUCCUGCAAUUCGCUUUGACAAUGAGAACGAUGGCGCUUUUGGCGAGCCUGGUGAGUCAACACUGUGGUUUGAUGCGGCUGUGCUUGGCUGCCAACCAUGUGGGCCUAGCUGGUAUUUCGGCUUCUUUCCUCAGAGAUGGAACACUUUGGAGUAGAUAUGUUCAUAUUCCCUUUUCCGGGAUGACCGCGCUGGUGCUGGUGAAUGUCCACCGAAUUUUGAUUUUUAGUUAUUUCUUACUUGCUGAAGUUGACCGAGUGAACUGCCAAACGGAAAUGGAAGGGGCGGAAGCGUUGCAAAAUCACUAUCAAGGGUCAAUUCGUCACGCAUCGUGCUCAGAAGUUCGAGACGAAGUGAACAUUCGUCAUGAGAUAGGUGACCAGGUUGAUGAAGUUGACAAAGUUAUCCAAGUACUGUUGAAGGCAGGCAUAUCAUCAGAUGCACUUCGAACUGCAUAUUUGCAGGGGGUUGAAAUUCGGCAUGCUGGUUUCGUUCAAUUGGCCAUCCCCGUGCUUGUGCUCGGGCCUUUGUUACUGACGGGUGUCGGGCUCGUGGGGCAAUAUAUUGUUUUGCUUGAUGAAGCAGCUGAUCCAAUUGCAGAAGUCUCUCCAGUUUGGUUGCCAGUUCAAUGCACAUCCAUUCUUGCCAGGCUUGUCUUCUUGUGUUUGUUUUGCAGACGUUCCAUCGAUGAACAAUGUUUCAUGCUGAACGUGAUGGCGAAGAUUGUGACGGUCUUCUAUUUUUGCGAGGUAGAGUUUAGUUCCUUGGGGAACGGCGAGUUUUUUUCUGAACUGAGCAUGGUGCUGUUCAUUCUGUACUCCCUUUCCUUCUUGGUGGUGCUUUUCUUCGCUGUCUUGGGCAUCCGUGGCACAUUGAAGCUACCUGGUGGCAGGCAAUUGGUGCAAUUCUUCUUGUCACGGCUGGUGGUCUCGGGCAACUGGAGGCUGAGUAGAACGGAGCCCGCAGGCUCCCCAGAGUAUUCAGAGGUCUUCUCCCAGUCGACAGGAGAUGCGUCGGGUUCCGGAUCGGAGAGUUCCAGCUAAACAGCAGGCUCUCUGGCGGAUUCCGGAGCCGUGGCCACUGUGGCUUUAGUAUACCAAGUGGCACCACGCAGCUAAACGUGCGAGGUGCGUCGGAUUCUGAUCCGAGAGUACCAGCUAAAAUCAGCUAAACGUGGUUCAAGCUCACAGACUAAAAGGAAUCUCCGGCUGUGCACCGCCCGGGCGGACUGUUUAGACGGAGCCUGUCGCCUGCUUUUGAAAGGAUUUUGGCCGGAUUUGUGCUACUGACGGUUUUGGCGGUUGUCUUAUGAUCCACUGUCACCAUGGAAGUUCAGCAAACCAUAGAUUUUAAUUCUCAGAAGUUUGCAUGCAGCAAAUCUUGUGUACGUGAAAGAAGCUCUCGCCGCUCGCGCAGGAAAGCAAGUGAUUUUGUUUGCAC